Molecule: messenger RNA, 6010 nt
Organism: Labeo rohita (rohu)
Lineage: Eukaryota; Metazoa; Chordata; Actinopteri; Cypriniformes; Cyprinidae
Gene: sv2ca
Product: synaptic vesicle glycoprotein 2Ca
Exons: 14
Coding region: 401-2590 (729 amino acids)
Biological process (GO): transmembrane transport; chemical synaptic transmission
Cellular component (GO): membrane
Molecular function (GO): transmembrane transporter activity
Source: RefSeq, a predicted model, not a curated record
ACAACACUGCGAAUGAAUCCCUCUCUCUCUCUCUCUCUCUCGUCUUUUCUCUUUCUUGAAGUACUGCAGACAGAGCUGCAGCGCUAAAACACCGUCAGCUCUUGCUUUAGUUGCCGGAUAUCUUUACGAUACAAAAAUGUUUAUUUAUUAGCAGCGGCGGGCGUCUCGUAAUGGAGAACCAAUAUCGACAUCUCAUCUGCUCAGCUCCCUAAAGGAUCCAUCUUUUCACACUGAGGCCAACUGAGGAACUCACAUGCAUCUAUUACAGAAGGUUCAGACGCUCACUGAUGCUCCAGAAGGAAACACAAUGCAUUAUGAAUUUGAAGAUCAGGACUCAUGAGAGCCAUAAAGACAAAAGCUCUGUGGUGACUGCAGAUCUCUUCCCCUCCACCGUCUAAUCAUGGAUGAUACAGCUCCACAAGACAAUACUUCCCUCAUGAAGGGCGCAAGAGACAUUGCUAAGGAGGCCAAACGACAAGCUAUUAAGAAGGUCAACAAAGUUGUGGACCGUGCCUCAGACGAGUACUCCCACACUCGCGCGUACCAGCGCUUCCAGGACGAAGAUGACGACUACUACAGCCAGCCGGAUGGGAACUACACAGGAGACCACGCCAAUGAUGAAGAGGGAUCCAGCGACGCCACUGAGGGUCACGAUGACGAGGAUGAGAUAUACGAAGGAGAGUACCAGGGGAUCCCCUCGGAUGCAAAAGCCAGAGAUGGACAGGUGGCUCUGGGACAGCCGCGGGCGGACGGCCUGAAGGACCGGAGAGAGCUGGAGAACGAAAGGCAGGAGGAUGAGGAGGAGCUGGCGCAGCAGUAUGAGCUGAUCAUACAGGAGUGUGGACAUGGCAGGUUUCAAUGGCAGCUGUUCUUCACGCUGGGGCUGGCGCUCAUGUCUGACGGUGUGGAGGUCUUCGUGGUGGGCUUCGUUCUCCCUAGUGCAGAGACGGAUAUGUGUGUGCCUGACUCAAGCUCUGGAUGGCUAGGCAGCAUUGUGUACCUGGGGAUGAUGGUAGGGGCCUUCUUCUGGGGCGGCAUGGCUGACAAGGUGGGCAGACGGCAGUGUCUGCUCAUUUGUAUGUCCAUCAAUGGCUUCUUCGCCUUCCUGUCAUCUUUUGUGCAGGGCUAUGGCUUCUUCCUGCUCUGUCGCAUAAUAGCUGGCUUCGGGAUUGGUGGAGCGGUGCCCAUCGUCUUUUCAUACUUUGCUGAGGUGCUGGCAAGAGAGAAGCGUGGAGAGCAUCUGAGCUGGCUGUGCAUGUUCUGGAUGAUUGGAGAGAUUUAUGCCUCCGCCAUGGCCUGGGCCAUCAUACCUCACUACGGCUGGAGUUUCAGUAUGGGCUCGGCUUAUCAAUUCCACAGCUGGAGGGUGUUUGUGGUGGUGUGUGCUCUCCCCUGCGUUUGUGCCGUGGUGGCCUUAACGUUCAUGCCGGAGAGCCCCAGGUUCUAUUUGGAGGUGGGGAAGCACGACGAGGCCUGGAUGAUCCUCAAGCAGAUUCAUGACACAAACAUGCGAGCGCGUGGACAGCCCGAGAAAGUCUUCACCGUGAACAGAAUUAAGAUCCCAAAGCAGAUUGAUGAGUUUGUCGAGAUGCAGACUGAAUCUGGCAACCUUUUCUCAAAAGCGAUCUUCAGAAUAAAGACUGAGCUUCAUGGGAUUUGGUUGAAUUUCUUGAAGUGUUUUAAUUAUCCAGUGAAGGACAGUACAGUGAGACUUGCUAUUGUGUGGUUCACGCUGUCAUUUGGGUAUUAUGGUUUAUCUGUGUGGUUCCCUGACGUCAUCAAACAUCUUCAGGCCGAUGAAUAUGCCUCCAAAGUACAAAGGCAUAAUAAUGAGCGCAUUGAAGACUUCACCUUCAAUUUCACCUUUGAGAACCAGAUACACACUAAUAGCUUAUUUAUCAAUGACAGGUUCAUAAGUAUGAAAUUCAAGUCUGUCACUUUCAUCAAUUCCACCUUUCAGAGCUGCUUUUUUGAGGAUGUGACGUCAGUGGGAUCUUUCUUUCGAAACUGCACAUUUAUUGAGGCUGUCUUCUACAACACUGAUAUCGACGACUCCAAACUUAUAAACACAGAUGUCGUAAACAGCACAUUUUACCACAACAAAACAGGCUGUCAAAUGACAUUUGAGGAUGAUUAUAGUGCAUACUGGGUCUACUUUGUCAAUUUCUUGGGAACACUUGCUGUUCUGCCCGGCAACAUUGUGUCUGCACUUCUAAUGGACAAAAUUGGCCGCUUGUCUAUGUUAGGGUUUUCCAUGAUCCUUUCUGGUAUCAGCUGCUUCUUCCUGUGGUUUGGCACCAGUGAGUCAAUGAUGAUCGGGAUGCUGUGCUUGUACAAUGGGCUGAGUAUCUCCGCCUGGAACUCCCUGGAUGUUGUGACAGUAGAGCUGUACCCUACAGACAGAAGAGGAACUGGAUUUGGCUUCUGUAAUGCCUUGUGCAAGCUAGCCGCAGUGAUGGGAAAUCUGAUUUUUGGCUCUUUAGUGGGCAUCACCAAAGCCAUCCCCAUUCUUCUGGCUUCCUCAGUGCUCGUAGGCGGAGGUCUGGUGGGAUUGCGACUACCUGACACCAGGUCAAAUGUCCUCAUGUAACCCUUGUGUCAGAGGUCUGGAGAAACUUAAAAGGCUUGACUUAACCUUCAUUCCUCAUUAUUGUACAUUGUGUACUUAUAUUGUGUUCAUGACAAGAUACUUCUCAAUUAGGCAUUAUUGAACAGUGGGUAAAUAUUUUGACUAUCUUUAGACUUUUCUUUGUAAUAAUAACAUUUUUGCACCUUUGUACUGUAUAACUCAUUAGACCAGGACCCUCAUGUUUUUUUGUGGCUUUUUAGAGGUUAAUAACGCCUAGCAAUGGACGUGAGCGUAAAUAUUAAUGUCCCCUUAUUAAGACUUAAUCAAAACAACCUAUUAAUGAACCGUCCAAACCUGCUGCAAGUGUGUAGAGAGGAUGAUCAGAUACACCGAAACCUCAGCACAGCUGCAUCACAGCUGGCUGACUGAACCCAGAGAAUUACUGAAGAGAGGAGAGACUGGUCUACUGGUAAACAACUUUUUAUUCUAUUAUUAGUUUCAGGAAUUGACUAUACAUACUGAAAACAUCCAGAUGCAUUUUUUAAUCUAAGAAUAAUGCUUUGUUACUCAAUCUGUUUCACUGAGUAUUAUGCUUCUGGUUGAAGGUUGAAACCAAUCAUUUUUUACACUAUUAUUCAUCUUUUUUGAAUAAUCAAGCCUUUUUCAUAUGUACUCCAACCUCUGAUGAAAAAGGCCACAACUGUGCACUGUUGUCAUGCUCAAAUUACAUGUAUAAAGUUCCAGCGGCCAGAUUUAUAAAAAUCAAAAAGUCCUAUUUUGUGCUCUGCAGAUGUUUUGUUCACAUACAGUGGAGUAUAUUUUGUUCAUAAGCUUUUUAUUGUAAGCAACAAAGCCUGUUUGAUUUCACAUACUACUAUGUGACAUGUUCUGCCACUUUGUGAUUUGUCUAAUGGCGAAUGGCCUUUUGAAACUGUGCCUCUCCUACAUAAGAUCAUUAUCACAUAUGAACUUGAGGUGGCUGCUGUAUUUGAUAUCAAAGAGUGUGUAUCUGCCACUGUCACUCAUGCAAACCAUAUUACCAUCUGACAGAAAGGACUGAUGAGAGUCAAGCUGGUGAUGUCGUGGAAAGCCUUUUAUGUACAAUGUCAAAGACUCAUCUUGUUGACACAACAGGUUUGCGGGUGCAGAGGGAGUUUAGAGGGCCCGCCUCAACAUAUGGGGUCUACAAUCUGUGGAGAGGGGAAGAGAGAUGUGUUUGAGAACCACAUGACACGUGAUUCAUUUCCAAGCAUCAUUUCCAAGCCAAGUGAAAAGAAUUCUGUGUUUUUGGUUGCUCCUAUAUGACUUAGAUAUUUACAGUUGAGGUCAAAAGUUUACAUACACCUUGCAGAAUCUGCAAAAUGUUAAUUAUUUUACCAAUUAAAUAAAAUAUUUUUUAUUUAUUAUUGACCUGAAUAAGACAUUUCACAUAAAAGAUGUUUAAAUAUAGUCCGCAAAAUAAUAAUAGUUGAAUUUUUAAAAAUGACCCCAUUCAAAAGUUUACAUAUGCUUGAUUCUUCAUACUGUGUUGUUACCUGAAUGAUCCACAGCUGUUUUUUGUUUAGUGAAAGUAGAGACCCUUGUUUGUCCUGAACAGUUAAACUGCCCACUGUUCUUGACUGUAUGAUUUUGAGAUCCAUCUUUUCACACUGAAGACAACUGAGGGACUCAUUACAUAAGGCUUAAAUGCUCACUGAUGCUCUAGAAGGAAAAAAACUUUUUGAAAUUGAAAAUCGGCGUAAAUUUGACCUAUUUUGUCGUCUGGGAAACAUGUAAGUAUCCUCUGUAGCUUCUGAAAGGCAGUACAAAAUGGAAAAAAUAUGAUAUUUAGGCAAAAUAAGAAAAUGUACACAUCUUCAUUCUGUUCAAAAGUUUUCACCCCCUGUCUCUUCAUGCAUCGUUUUUUUCUUUCUGGAACAUCAGUGAGUGUUUGAACCUUCUGUAAUAGUUGCAUAUGAGUCCCUCAGUUGUCCACAGUGUGAAAAGGUGGCUCUCAAAACCAUACAGUCAUUGUUGGAAAGGGUUCAAAUACACAAAAAGCUGAAAAAAACAAUGAUUUUGUGGGACCUGAAGGAUUUUUCUGAAGAACACUGGACAGUUUAACUGUUUAGGACAAACAAGGGUCCCAUGAACAGCUAACAAAAAAACAGCUGUGGAUCAUUCAGGUAACAACACUGUAUUAAAAAUCAAGAGGAUGUAACAUUUUGAACGGGGUCAUUUUUAUAAAUUCAACUAUUAUUUUCUCUUGUGGACUAUAUGUAAACUUCUUUUAUGUGAAAUAUGUUAUUUGUAUAGGUCAGUACUUAAAAAAAUAACAUGCAUUUUGCAUGAUCCAUCUUAUUUUGGUACAAUAAUUAACACUUAGCAGAUUCUGCAAGGCGUAUGUAAACUUUUGACCUCAAUUGCAAACACAUUACUGUUUAAAGGUUUGGGUCAAACUUUUAAUUUCUUUUAAAGAAGUCAGCGGUUAUACUUUUAUUCAGCACAGAUGCAUUAAAUUGAUUAAAAUUGACAGUAAAAGCAUUUAUAGUGUUAUAAAAGAUUUCUGAGGCCAAUGAAUCAUAGUUUUCCACAAAAAAGACACAGCUGUUUUCAACAUGGAUAAUAAAUGUUUCUUGAGCACCAAAUACUGAUAAUAGCAAGAUUUGUGAUAGAUCAUGUUACACUGAAAAUUCUGCUUUGCCAUCACAUAACGUCACAUAAUUUUACAGUUUAGCUUCAACAGUCAGUGCCAAAUUCAGUUCUCUGAACGACAUGAAUCAAUAGUGUUACUAUUAUCUAGCUUUUGCUAUGUUUUGAGAGGUCUACAAUAAAAAAAUUCAAUUAAAAGGGGGAAAAAAUAGGACCUUAUAAAGUACCAUUGAUGUUUUUUAUUUCAUUUGGCUUCCAACUAACCAAAGUGGCUUAAUGCUGUCUCACUCUCAGCAAAGCUAUGCAGUUUCUUGAAGGUGUUAUUUGUAAAUGAGAUUAUAAAUGAUCAUUGCUGUAUUGUCCUUGAUCGAAUCCUGUCUUCAUCUGAAAACUUUUUUAUUUCUGCAUAUAUUUUAGUGUUGCUGUCUGAAAUGAUGUGUGUGUGUGCUUGUGAACAGUACAAACUGUGCGUGUAUAUAUCUGUGUAUGGGUAAAUGUGUGCUUAUCCGUGUAUAUUUUUGUACAUAGGGUUACAGUGAUCAACUCACAUGCUGAAAUACUGUGUGUAAUCAUUUUUGGGGGCUACAAUGGAUGAAUCGUUAGUGUGCGUACACUGCUGAAACUGUUCACUGUUCAUCGUCAUUGCAGCACUGUUCCUAAGAGACAUCACUGACCAAACUGCAUGUAUUAAACUUUUCGGGUCUGUGUGCUCAGCUCUCCAGAGAAUGUUGCGCUGUUGUGUGUUUUAUGGCAGAAAAAUACAGAAGAAUACAGCUGUCAUAUUUUGUGAAGGUAAUAAAGAUGUGCUGA